Molecule: messenger RNA, 1333 nt
Organism: Pan troglodytes (chimpanzee)
Lineage: Eukaryota; Metazoa; Chordata; Mammalia; Primates; Hominidae
Product: protein VCF2-like
Exons: 1
Coding region: 180-311 (43 amino acids)
Source: RefSeq, a predicted model, not a curated record
AUUUUCUAAUCACAUAUUUGGUAGGUGUUAAUUUCCGAAAGAUAUAAACUCCUAAAAUUCAACAACAACAAAAUGUUAAUAACUUGAUUUAGAAUGGUAAAUGUUUGAAAUGACCUUUCUCCAAAGAAGACAUAGAAAUAACUAGGUAUUUAAAAGGAUACUCGUCCGAGGGCAGGACUAUGGGAGGCUGCCCUGUACGGAAAAGAAGAAGAAAUGGCAGUAAAGAGGGCAACCAUCAUUCCACCCAGCCCAAAAGGAAUAAGAGAAACCCUAUCUUUCAGGAUUCUCAAGACACAGUUUUCAUGGAGUGAUAAUGAAAGGAGCAGCAGCCGCCUUAAUAUCCCAGAGAGAGCAGGUGGACCAGAAGGCAACUUAAACCACAUUGUUACUGGACCCAAUGCAAACUUUCCCCAGUUCUUGCAAGAGGGGUAUGUACCAUGCUAAGGUCUUUACUCCCAUAUCAACCAGACCUUGAAGGAGGCUCACUUCAACAGCCUGCAGUAGUGAGGGCAAGUUCCAACAUGAUGAAUUAGGACUUCCUUAUUCCAACCUAAACUGUGUUUAUAAAAGUAAUUGCAUACACACCAAAAAAAAGUCUAUUGGUUUUUAAGUCUACAUUUUAAGUAACAAGUUAAUGGGCAGUUGUUUAAUUGGGGUUUUACUUCACUGCUGUACUUUUAAAGGGGCUGUGAAUAAAUGUUUAUGAAAUUAAAAAAAUAAAAUAAAAAAAUAAAAGGAUACUCGACAUCACUCUUCUAGAAAAAUGCAAAACAAAGUCACAAUAAUCUAUGGCCUCAAGCCGAUAUUUAAAAUAAUAUGACAGCUCUUCAAAAAAUUUAAAAUGAGAUUAUUAUAUAAUCCAGCAAACCCCCUUCUGGCUAUGUACUUAAAAUAUACAACGCAGAUCUGGAAGAGAUAUUUGCACAACCAAAUUUAUUGCAAUAUUAUUAACACAAGCCAAAAGGCAGAAACAAUCCAGAUGUCCCUUGACCAAUGAACAGAUUAAUAAUAAGUGGCACAUACACAAAGUCGAAUAUUAUUCGGUCUUUAAAAAGACACAUUAUAUGAUAAUUCUGGAGAAGAUCAUGUUAAUUGAAAUAAGCCAGGAACAAAGUGACAGUCUAUGAUUCCAUUCAUAAUCAGGUAUCUUAAGUAGACAAACUCACAGGAAAAAAAAGUUAGAAUGGUGCUUGUCAAGGACUGAAGAGAUGGUAAAAUGGGCAGUUGUUUUAUUUUUUAUUUUUAUUUUUUAUUUUUUUUAUUAUACUUUAAGUUUUAGGGUACAUGUGCACAUUGUGCACGUUAGUUACAUAUGUAUACAUGUGCCAUGCUG